AUGAUGAGGUCUCAGCCCAGAGGGACGUUUUCCCUCCUCAGGGCCGUGUCUGGACCCUGGUUUGCUCCUCCCGCGUCCCGUGGGCUGUUUCUGGACCCCGCCGGCGCCGGCCUGGUGCUCCUGUCUGGGUCCACCGACGUGCACCAGAACCUGGCCCUGGAGGACUGGAUCGACGCGCACGUGGACCUGGAGCGGCGCCACCUGCUGCUGCUGUGGAGGAACCGGCCCGCCGUGGUCAUCGGCCGGCACCAGAACCCCUGGGCGGAGUGCGACCUGCGGGUCAUGCGGGCGGCGGGGGUCCCGCUGGCCCGCCGGAGGAGCGGCGGCGGAACCGUGUUCCACGACCUGGGGAACCUCAACCUCACCUUCUUCGCCUCUAAGAAAGCCUACGACCGGCAGAGGAACCUGCGGGUGGUCACCGAGGCCCUGAGGCGGCUCCGGCCGGGACUGGACGUCCGGGCCACCGACAGAUUCGACAUUUUGCUGAAUGGACGCUACAAGAUCUCAGGCACGGCGUCCAGACUCAGCCGGACGUCGUCCUACCACCACUGCACGCUGCUGCACUCCGCCGACCGCUCCGCGCUCCACGCCGUGCUCCGCCCCUCCUGUCCCGGUAUCCAUAGCAACGCCACGCCCAGCGUGCCCUCGCCCGUCGCCAACCUGGCCGACCACGCCCCCUCGCUGCAGUGGGAGGAGCUUCUGGAGGCCAUCAGGCAGCAGUUCAACACAGAGUUCGGGCUGAGCUCCGCCCUCAUCCCGGUCGACCCGACCAAUGAGAGCGAGUUCCCCGGCGUGGGCAGCAUGGCGGCCGAGCUGCGCAGCUGGGACUGGACCUUCGGCAAGACGCCCAAGUUCAGCCUGGAGACUCAGCUGGAGCUGAGGGACCAGCGGCUGGAGCUGGGGGCGGAGCUUAGGGCAGACAUGGGGGCGGAGCUUAGGGACCAGCGGCUGGAGCUGGGGGCGGGGCUUAGGACGGAGCAGGGGGAGGAGCUUAGGGACCAGCGGCUGGAGCUGGGGGCGGAGCUUCUGGAGCUGGGGGCGGAGCUUAGGGACCAGCAGCUGGAGCUGGGGGCGGGGCUUAGGGCAGAUCUGGGGGCGGGGCUUAGGGCGGCGUGCUGCUCCGCCCAGCUCCACAUGGAGGUGAAGGGCGGGCGGGUGGAGGCCUGCCAGCUCCAGGUGCCCCCCGAUUGGCUCCCCCCGGGGCUGAUUUUCCAGCUGAGCCAGGGCCUGGUGGGGGGGCGGUUCUGUCCCCAGGACGCCGCCGCCACCGCCGCCGCCCUGCUGCGAGUCGAGAGCGGACGCCUCCACGGACGCCUGCUGCAGCUGAGCGAGGCCGUGCUGGCCGCCAUGGGCUGA
This is a messenger RNA of Menidia menidia (Atlantic silverside), 1356 nucleotides long. The record is from the annotation of a GenBank genome assembly. NCBI's taxonomy places the organism in Eukaryota, Metazoa, Chordata, Actinopteri, Atheriniformes, Atherinopsidae.